AUGAAUCUGUUGCCCCGGCCGGUAACCCAAUCCCAGCAGACCAAGAGGCAAGGCAGUGUGUCAUCGUUGCAAGCGACCGCCAAACGUUCCCCGCUGCGCUACCAGAACCAACCAGACCCGCUCGCACCCCCAGUGCCGAUGAACCAGUGGUAUGCCCCCGCGGCACCGCAACAAAAACGCCCGUUUAAAACCCCGACGCCGCUGAACUACGACAUCCCCCUGCUGCCCACCGCCCACUCCAACAACUCCCAGGAACUGACCCCCAACCACGACGACCACGCCACCCCGGACACCGCCGUCCCCCAAACGCAAAUACCUCAGCCGCCACGCGCCAUGAGCGACGAGGAGCAACAGCUUGCCACCAAGCUUAAGGAGACGUACAAGAACAUCGUCAACCACGAAGAGAUCGUCCAGAAGCAUUGCAUCGAGAUCACGAUCAAAAUCAACCACCUCAACCAUGCCGACGCCGCCCAGCCACCGCUGCUGACACGCACCCUGGAGUUGCUGAAUGACUUAUGGACGAUAUACCACCACAACAUCACUUUACUCGUCAACUACCACGAUUUCUUGGUUACCGCCCUCAAACCGCUGGUGAACCUAAACCAGUUCCGAACGGGGAAAAACAUUGUCGAAUUAUACAAGAUCCCCCGGCGAAUGUGGGUGUAUGGGGUGGUGGGGUUUUUAGAGGUAUUGAAAAACAUCAUGGCCAUCUUCUCCGACCACGAGAUCUGCCUGUGCUUCAUCGCCUACUGCUUUCUGAUCAUCCUGAACUUGACCGACCCCGCGCUCGAGAUGGAAGGAUGGUGGCUGGAAAAGCUCGGUGACUUGAGCCGCAUGGCCAUUGCCCUCUACGCCUCCAAGUUCAUCGACUGGAAGAUCUCCGCCGAGUACUGGUACUCAGUGAGCAUGAAAACCCUCUAUGGCCACGGCAAAAUAUACUACCACAUGUGCACCGUCCAGCAGGACAACUUGGACGCGUUGGUCAACAUCGGCAAGCUGGUUAUCUGCCGCGACCCCUUCGUCCCCACCACCCACUACUUGCGCCUCGUCGUGGAAAACAUCUGCACCCAGCGCAACAUCUUGUCGUUGCUUGAGCUCCCCAUCAUCGACUUCAUCAAGAUCCACAAGGUGUUGCUCCAAAUCCACGGCAACCGCGACCCCCAGCUGGCCCAGCUGGGCGACAUCCACGACUCCCAGAUUCAAUACGGCAUCGACUUAGUCACUCGCUAUGGGCUCACGUUUGGUAGUGAUACUAAUGGCUACAAUUUCUUUACUCGAGAGUUGUUCCUGGCCGCCAACCAGGCGCCUCAGGGACAACACGAUAUGGCCUAUCAACCGGUAUCGUUCGGGAACUCCGGCUAUAGCUCGGGCUACGGCAUGCUGCAAGCCGGCGGAAUAAGCCAGCAGCAACCACUGGGAUCAAUUGAACGCAUGAGCUUCUGGGCUAAUAAAGGCCCGCUGUUUGCCAUCGCCAACAUCAACCACUUAGUUGGCUUUGGCGACGCCAAAAACCCCUUCGCCAAGAUCUUCUUGCUUCCAGAAGCGUUGAAAGAACGCCGCGAUAAAAAGGACCGCAAACGCAAGCUGAGGCUGGGCAGUCUGAACCCGCUGAGCGGCAACGGCAUUCUCGGCGCCGACGCCACCAUCGACGGCCAGCUCGUGUGUGCCAGUGAACUCUCCCCCCUCGACUGGUUCUGCUGUCUUCAAUUCAUCAAUCGCAGCGUGCUUGAGCUUCUGAUCCGCAUCCUCAACCACUACCUUGUCGGCCCCAAACAGGCGCUGAACGGCCACGUGAUCGUGUGGCUCUACUUCCUCAUUGGCGUGGGCAACGCCGUCAAACAGUACCCGCUGGCCCGCACCAUGUUCGGAUGGCUUUUCAACAAGUUGUUCCCCUGGGAGCUGUUGAUCACCUACUUGAACCUGUUGUUGGGCUAUGUCAAGAGCAAACCGCAAUUGCUGGCCAAAGUGGCGCGGGCGCUCGCCCGCGACGACGUGUUGGGCUACUACAACAGCCAUGAGUUCCUCCCCGAAGUGUGGAAGUGCUGGGGUACCCUCUGGUUCGACCAAGUCCAAGGAGAAAAAGGUGACUACUGUGACUUGGAAGAAGCCGGGGUGGUGAAACCAACGAUGUUUGACGUCCCCGUCAGCGGUAGUUUCGGUGGUGACCUUGGAUCCGACCCCCGUAAACGUCAGGCGAUGGAAGAAGAAGCCGACGUCCGCAUUGUCCGUGUACUCGUGCUUGCUCGUGCUAUCGCCGACGACUUCCCUCUUUACGGGCUUGUCCGCACCACCACCCAUUUCGCCUACGACCUGGCUGUGUACAACACCACCGAUUCAGUGUUGGUGCAGCUGCUAAGCCAGGGCGACCCCAUGGCGUACAUGGAAGAGUUUUUGCUUGGAGACGGCCGCUUUGUCCAAAACAACUUGAUCCACGCCAUUCUGGCACAUAACCUCGUCCAGGCCCCCACCGAGCUGGUGGAAGCGAAAGACCGCGCCUGGUUCGGCACCCCGACCCCGCUGCACGACGGUGAAGAGAUUGUCGAAGUCGACGAGCUCGACGGCUUUGGCGACCUGGAGUUCGACGACGAUACUAAUGAUGUCGACUUGGAACAAGGGUACCGUUUCUCCUACCGCGUGGGUGAAGGCAUCGCCCCGCCACCGAUGGGCGGCGCUGCUGCCUACGAGCUGUUUGACAACAUCGAAGGUAACCUAGGUGACCGCAUGGACCUGGCGAUCACCUACAUCACCCUCGACACCAAUAUCUGGUUGAAGCACUGCGGACGUAUCUUCAAGUGUGUGCGCAAUGGCGUAAUCAAAGUGCUGAUCCCACUUAUCGUGUUCCAAGAGUUGCGGGCUUUACGUAAGCUGGCGGAGGCGACGAUCGCCGAUGCCGCCACCCGGCUGGUGAUCAUUAUCCGCGAGCUCUACCUCACCCGCGAGAUCUUACCCCUCCGCUUCGACGGCACCGUGGCGCUGGACAUCAACGAGACCACCGAGUUUGAAAACAACCUGAACUGGCGGUCGCUGGUGGACGAGACCAUCUUGAACUCGGUCAACGAGCACGACGAGAUCGGCAAGAAGUUGAUGAAGGGCCACAACAUGGCGCUUGUGGCCCGCGACGGGCAGCCGCAGGUGGUGCUCACGGCGAAGACGGCCAAGGUAUUCCGGUACUGUAUACUCAUCACCGACGACCGCAACAUGCGGUUGCGGGCGAAGACGAUCGGCCUCACCAGCUUCCAGCUGAAGUGGUUGUUUACCCAGUUGGAAACGGUGUUCCCCAAUAAGUGUAUCGACUGA
Molecule: messenger RNA, 3297 nt
Organism: Diutina rugosa
Lineage: Eukaryota; Fungi; Ascomycota; Pichiomycetes; Serinales; Debaryomycetaceae
Exons: 1
Coding region: 1-3297 (1098 amino acids)
Biological process (GO): nuclear-transcribed mRNA catabolic process, nonsense-mediated decay
Cellular component (GO): telomerase holoenzyme complex
Molecular function (GO): telomeric repeat DNA binding; protein binding; telomerase RNA binding
Source: RefSeq, a predicted model, not a curated record